Messenger RNA from Rubroshorea leprosula, 3319 nucleotides. Lineage: Eukaryota; Viridiplantae; Streptophyta; Magnoliopsida; Malvales; Dipterocarpaceae. The record is from the annotation of a GenBank genome assembly.
ACUAGACAAAUUAACAAAGCCAAAAAAGAAAGAGAACCCAAACUGCCUUUUUAUUCAGAAACCACCAAUGUCUCUCACUUUCCCUUCCACAUCCGUUUUCUUUGUUUCUUUAUCUCACUCUCCAAAACUCACCCACGCCAACCAUUUUUAUAUUUCGUUGCUCCAAAUCCAACCACCCCCGUUUUGAAUACCAUUCUCUCCGUAUUCGUUUUUGGUGUUUCGUGUUAGCUCUUGAUUUGUCUGCAUUUUUAUGUCCUAAAUUGCUUUCUGUAAAGAAACCCCCUUUACCUAAUCUCUUUCUAAUUUUGUAUUUAUUGGACUUGUAUGAGCUGGGGAGGGUUGUAAUCUAACUGGGUACUCUUUAUUAUGGCUCAGAACUUCACCUUGCUGUGAAAGAAUGUAUCUUGAAUGAUUCUCUGGCAGCUUCGUGAUGGAUCUUGGAGCUGUGAUUUCUAACAAUCCAAUCAAGAAGGAUUCUUGGAAGACAGUGUUGACUCUGGCAUAUCAGAGUUUGGGAGUUGUAUAUGGGGAUUUAAGCACUUCUCCUUUGUAUGUUUAUAAAAGUGCUUUUGCAGAGGAUAUUCGACAUUCAGAGACUAAUGAGGAGAUUUUUGGGGUCUUAUCUUUUGUAUUCUGGACAUUGACACUGAUACCGUUGGUAAAAUAUGUGUUUAUUGUGCUCAGAGCAGAUGAUAACGGUGAAGGUGGGACUUUUGCUUUGUAUUCACUGCUAUGCCGGCAUGCCAGGGUUAGCUCCUUGCCCAAUUGUCAGCUUGCAGAUGAGCAAUUGUCAGAGUACAAGAAAGAUGGGGUUGUAUCAAAUGAUAAGACUAUUGGGUUGAGGUUGAAGGCAACUUUAGAGAAGUACAAAGUAUUGCAAAGAGUGUUGCUUGUGUUGGCUCUGAUUGGGACUUGCAUGGUCAUUGGUGAUGGGGUGCUCACACCUGCAAUUUCUGUUUUUUCAGCUGUGUCUGGGGUGGAGCUUUCCACACACAAAAUGCAACACCGCUAUAUUGAAGUCCCAGUUUCUUGUGCAAUAUUGGUCUUCUUGUUUGCCCUCCAACAUUAUGGGACACACAAGGUGGGCUUCUUGUUUGCACCGGUAGUGGUUACAUGGCUUUUAUGCCUCAGCGCAAUUGGAGUGUAUAAUAUUGUCCACUGGAAUCCCCAUGUUUACCAAGCACUUUCCCCAUAUUACAUGUAUAAGUUUUUGAAGAAGACCCAAAAGGGAGGUUGGAUGUCCUUGGGUGGAAUCUUGCUUUGUAUAACAGGGUCAGAAGCUAUGUUUGCUGAUCUUGGACACUUUUCACAGCUGUCAAUCAAGAUUGCUUUCACUUUCAUGGUUUACCCAUCCUUAAUCCUGGCAUACAUGGGACAAGCUGCUUAUCAUUCAAAGCAUCAUGUCAUUGACAAUGAGGAAUACCAAAUUGGAUUCUACGCAUCUGUCCCUGGGAAAAUUAGAUGGCCUGUUCUGGGUAUAGCCAUACUUGCUGCGGUUGUGGGUAGUCAAGCUGUCAUCACUGGAACUUUCUCCAUUAUCAAACAGUGCUCGGCUUUGGGUUGCUUCCCCCGGGUCAAAAUUGUUCAUACAUCCUCCAAAAUACAUGGCCAGAUUUACAUUCCAGAGAUCAACUGGAUCUUGAUGAUGCUAUGCUUGGCUGUGACUCUUGGUUUUCAAGACACAAAACGCUUGGGCAAUGCUUCGGGUUUGGCGGUUAUAACAGUUAUGGUGGUUACUACAUGCCUAAUGUCCCUGGUUAUUGUCUUAUGCUGGCACAAAAAUAUCUUCUUAGCCAUUUGUUUCAUAUUCUUCUUUGGAUCCAUAGAAGCACUCUACUUCUCAGCAUCUCUUAUCAAAUUCCUUGAAGGGGCUUGGGUUCCCAUUGCACUUUCAUUCAUCUUUUUGAUGGUUAUGUAUGUUUGGCACUACGGGGCACUUAAGAAAUAUGAGUCUGAUGUUCAAAACAAGGUCUCCAUCAACUGGCUCCUCACUCUAGGUCCCAAUUUGGGAAUUGUUCGUGUUCCAGGAAUUGGCCUCAUGCAUACUGAGCUUGUUUCUGGGAUCCCAGCUAUUUUUUCUCACUUUGUCGCCAACCUUCCUGCUUUCCACCAGGUUGUGGUCUUUCUUUGCAUCAAGUCAGUCCCGGUGCCACAUGUUAAACCUGAGGAAAGGUUCCUGAUAGGAAGAGUUGGUCCAAAGGAGUACCGGCUCUAUAGAUGCAUUGCACGUUAUGGAUACAGGGAUUUUCACAAAGAUGACUUGGAAUUCGAAAAGGAUCUUGUUUGUAGUAUUGCAGAGUUCAUCCGGUCAGGGAGGCGAGAAUCUGUUAUUGGGAUAGAGGAUAUAGAAACAGAAACUGAUGAGAAAAUGACAGUUGUCGGGACUUCAUCAUCGAACCUAGAUGGCAUAAGAAUGUGUGAAGAUGGUGAAGAUUGUGCUGAAAUGGCAAGCACUUCAGACCUAAUGGAGAUAAAGUCCCUAGAGAAGCCUAGGAAGAGAGUGAGAUUUCUGGUCCCAGAAAGUCCAGAGAUUGACAUUGAUGCACAGGAGGAAUUGCAGGAGCUGAUGGAUGCAAGGGAGGCAGGACUCGCAUUCAUACUUGGGCACUCGUAUGUUAGGGCGAAGAAAGGAUCGGGUUUGAUGAAGAGAAUAGUGAUAAAUUUGGGGUAUGAUUUCUUGAGGAGGAACUCCAGAGGACCUUCUUAUGCGUUGAGCAUUCCUCAUGCAUCUACAUUAGAGGUGGGGAUGGUGUACCAUGUGUGAAAUACCAUGUUUGAAAAUGAGUAUACAGAACAGCUUAAUGUAUUCAGAGAAGUUUUUGUUCUAGUCAAAUAUUGUAUAUCAUAAUAGGCACAGAGCGUUUUCUGGCUUCCAAUGAAUUGCAGAGAUAUUGGUAGUUCUUAAGCAGGUAAGUGCUGAUGUACAGUGUUCAGUUUCCCCCGAAGUUUCUAUUUCUGGGUUUACUUCUUCUUCUUCUUCUUUUCAUUCUCUGUGGCUCACACCAAGAAUGGACUGGGGUCGGGUCAACAACAAUGCAAUCAUGUUAUGGGGAGCAACUCUUUGAGGAGAGUCUGUAAAGUUCAGAAUGUGUUCUUCAUUGCUCCUCGUCAUUGCCUUUGGCAAUAUUUCCAAGGAAAGGAAAUUAUCAAACAACAGGAAAACAAACAUUCCAGAGAGACAGAGCGAGAAAGAACACAUUAUAACUCCAAGCAAGAAGAGGGUAAACGCAAAAAGAGGUAGAUAAAACCUAAGAAAAAGAUAUCAAGUGGGGCAUUAGAUCAGAGGAAAAAUGUCAAGUAAUCAAAGUUUUAGUUUGUU